This is a messenger RNA of Psylliodes chrysocephalus, 1497 nucleotides long. NCBI's taxonomy places the organism in Eukaryota, Metazoa, Arthropoda, Insecta, Coleoptera, Chrysomelidae. The record is from the annotation of a GenBank genome assembly.
AUGUUUAUUAUCUCAGAUAAACUGCUAAAUAAACUAAAUUGCUCAGUUUGCUUCAAGUAUUUAUCUGUUAAACCAAUUAAAAUUUAUAGAAAUAGAGCUAUCAAGUGUGGUCGAUGUUCGGAAGAUGACGAUGGUGGAGUCGUAUCUUUGUACGAAAAAAUUGUAGAGAAUGGACUUUUUCCGUGCAUCAACAGAUAUGAAGGAUGCAUGGAACUACUAGCUUAUUCGUCAGUUGAAGCCCAUGAAGCGAAAUGUAUAUCAAGUCAAUACAGUUGUCCAAUAUGUUCAUCAGAAUUUUCUUCCUAUCAUUUUGUUCAACAUUAUAAAAGAGAACAUUCUAAUUCACUGUUGGAAAAACCGGAAAUACUUUUACCUCAAGAUAAUGAAUACGAAAACUACUAUAUGUACAAAGAAAACGAUAUGAUUUAUAUUCUUCAUGUGAGAUGCAAUUUGGCAUAUAAUUGUUUUUUUGUUAAUGCAGCAUGUCUUGGUUACCCUGAAAGAGUGCAUAGAAUCAAACAAUACAUCAAAUGUUAUCUGGGUGAUUCUACAAAUUCUGAUAACUUAUGCUUGCAGACCAGGCAACGAGACUGCUCACUAAUUGAACAUAAUUCAGAAUGUUUUAAAAUACCCUUUUCUAAAAAUGCCAAUUUAAUUAUGAGUUUGAGAUUUUGUUUUGAUACAACUUCUAUUAAUUUUAUAAACAAUUUAAUUUCAAUUGAUACAAUUGGAAGUGUAACAAAUACGAAUGAUGUUACCACAGAAGUUGUUGGCCCUAAUGGGAAUAAAUAUUCUAAUAAAAUAUUUUUAAGUGAUGAUUUUAAAAAAAUGUAUCAGAAAUAUAGUGUAUUUGAUAUUGAUAUUUCACUUGUUCAGUCUGCAUUUAUUGGGUUACCUAAAUCAUGCACAUUUUGUGAAAAUAUAUUAAUUAUUUCUAAUACUAGUUUAUAUAAAUGUGAGGAUAACCACUUGUAUUGUGAGAUUUGUUGGGAAAUACGUGGAUAUUGUUACUUAGGUGAAAAUGAAAAAGACAUUGAAUUAGCCACUGCAGAAACAAAUAUUUAUAGAUUAUUGCAAUUUUAUUGUAGAUUUAACUGUGGCAAGUUGUUACUUGGUGGUGAAUUAAGUACUCAUGAAGAUUUAUGUGUAAAAAACGAUUGUUUAAAGGAAUUAUCAAAUUAUUUAAAUGUUUUCUUAUUUGAUGGAAAAACUAACUUUGGGUCAACAUCAAAUGCAUUUUUGUUUAAAGAGUAUGGGUUUAGGAACGGCGAAAAGAUAUUUGUAAAGACUAGAGAUUAUUUUAUUUUUUUACUGCAUUCUAGUUAUGAGAAUAAUCAAUUUAAGUUUUGGGUUACGCAUUGCUAUCCACAAGAUGAAAUCAAAGUGGUGUUUAAAACUGAAGAUACACUUUACGAUGAUGAUGAAGAAGAAUUUUAUAUUUCUGAAGAUGAAAAUCUUCUGGGUUUUGCCGUUGUUUUAAGAAGGCGCUGUAAAUAG